Messenger RNA from Procambarus clarkii (red swamp crayfish), 2904 nucleotides. RefSeq lists its product as uncharacterized. NCBI's taxonomy places the organism in Eukaryota, Metazoa, Arthropoda, Malacostraca, Decapoda, Cambaridae. The record is from RefSeq and is a predicted model, not a curated record.
UCUACCUCAGACUAGGUGCUGGCUCCAGGUGAACGCUGCUCCGUCUUCCUCUGGAUCUUACACCUUGACCGUGAACAGUAAGAUCAAGGCGAUAUUUACAUCAUAGCCGACGCCAACGAGAGAUUAUUACGUGCAAUCCAGUCCAGACGGGUAUACAAAGUACAGUGCAGAGUUAGUUCCAGCUUGUCUUGAGCGCCACCUCUUAAGGGCGUUUGUUGGUAGCGACGAAAUGACUGGUCUUCCCCCUGGCGGGUGGGUUCGACCCCUGGGAGUGGAGGAAACGCUGGUGGCUGCCUAUAACACAGCUGGCAACAUGACCAUCGCACACGCACUCUGGCUCACCUCCACCAUUCCCCUCACGCACUCCAACCUCUCCAACGCACUCUGGGCUCUCUACAGGGCAGUGCCAAGCCUUCGCCUAUGCGUGAGGACCAAUCCGGACACCAAAAGUCUUUGGUUUCACCACGCGGAGGCCGCCUCCAGGGGCACGCAGGACCUACAGGAGGUGCGGGGACAGAGGUUCACCAGCGCGUACCACCAGGUAUUGCACAAAGUGUACCCACUCCAUCGUGGCCCCCUCUGGUGCCUCCGCUACCUCAACCUCCAGCACAACACUGACGACUCCUACCAGGACCCAGACGAAGACAACCCCGAGGACUAUUGCUCCUGCAGUGCUCAGGACGAGGCUAACAGUAAGUGCCUUGAAACCCAGUGCCACACAGGCCCCAGUACCGAGACGAUAAGUGAUGAACACUCUGCAACUUGCAAACAAACUGUUAAAAACUGCGAGCAAGUUGAGUGGGUUUGUACAGACGGCAAUGAUGCAGCUUCUGGAGGCCUUCCUUCAACUGUUCCUAGCGGGCAAACUUCAACAUUCGGCGAUGGCGUUUCUUUGGGACACAAACAGCCAGGUGCUGACCUCGGGAGAGACAGUGGCCGACAGGGGACGAACAAGUAUAUUCUCAUCUUCGGCUUCAGUCACGUCAUCACUGAUGGGGUGUCCAACAUGCGAAUUACUCACCACUUUCUGGACCUCCUCAACCAGGAGCUGCGCAGCGCUGCCGGGGGAGAGGACGUGACGAGAGGGCAGGAAGAAGUGGAAGAGGUCGGGGUGUUUACCUCGCCAGUGGCCGAGGAACAAGCCUUAGAAAGGAAGGAGAGAGACUUGGUGUUUGCUGCCGGUGAUGGGCCCAACGCCUCCCCUGCUAUCUACAUGGCACUCUACCCUCCACACACUCGAGACGGCGCAGGGGCAGCGACGCAGACGGUGUUCCUGCCGGGGCUGACGGUGGGACAGACGUCGGCCCUACGGCAGCAGUGUCGCGCCCACGGCGUCACCGUCCACGCCGCCUUCACCGCCGCCGCUGCCUUGGCCAUGCUGCGCCUCCUGGCCGACGCCUCUAAGGACUCGAGGCAGCCACCGCAGGAGCUUCUACAGUCCCUGAUGACGUUCCACGACGUCAAUUUGCGGCGGUACUGGCAGCAGCAACCCGCCAAGGACGUAAUGGGUCUUCAUGCCGCCAUUUUCGAACUCAUCAUCCCGACACCUGGUGAGAGGAAGUUUUGGAGCUAUGCCAGCCAGCUGCACACACUGCUCAAGCAGGAGCUAAAUAAGCAGACAGUCCUCCAGCAGGUGGUGUGUGACUCCACCUGUCAGACCCCGGAGCAGGUCAUCAAGGAGGGUCAGAACCCCAGCCUCACACGCGCCUACUUUGGGAUCACCAACUUGUGUGACCUGACCUUCCUCCUCCCCGGCACCGUUCAUCUACCUCCUGCUCGUGUGACCCGCACGUCUCACUCCAAGGAGACGACGAGUACUCGAGUCCCGUCCCACGUCGAUUGCUCCACUAGGCCGGGUGGCUUGGCUGUGGGUGACCCGGCUGCUGUGGGUGACCCGGCUGCUGUGGGUGACCCGGCUGCUGUGGGUGACCCGGCUGCUGUAGGUGACCCGGCUGCAGUACAUCUAACUCGCGUACAUCACUCCACCACCUGCCACUCCACUGGAGUGGUCUGCCAGCACCUCCUACACACCUUCCGGGGCAGACUCCUGUACAACCUCGACUACUUCACCGACAAGAUGCGCCGUCAGGAGGCUAUCAAGUAUGCCCGCCUCACUCUCCAUCUCCUCCUGCGUGCCCUCCGUGACUCGUCGUGAUCUGGGGGAGGAGGGUUUGUGACACAUGAAAGGUUUUUGUGACGUGAUAAGGUUUUGAGUCUGGGACGCAGGGAUUUUAUGAUCCAGGACAGAAUUUGUGAACGUUGAGUGGAAUUAUUGUACUCGGGAGAGAAUAUUGUGAUCUGGCGGACGAUUUUUAAGUCAUGAGAGUAGAUUUUAGUCCCUAGAAAAAUAUUUUGGGUCCUGGAAGACGAUAUUGAACUUAGGAGACGGUUUUGAUCCUAGCAGACUCUUUUGGACCAUAAGAGAAGACUUGAGUCUUGGAAACAUUACCUACGAUAUAAAAGUUCCCGAGUCCGACUAAAUCUAUGCAAAUACGUCAUGUAAAUAAAGGGACCUCAUAUAUAUGAAGCUCCCUCAUGCGGUAAAGAUGUCGCAGAGUUUUGCUCUCACGUCACUUGUCCCUCGACAGAAUCCUUGGAGGAUUCGAUUCCUUUGACGCCGCUCCUCUUGUAACACUUUUGCUCUCGUAUUGGCAUCAUGUGUGACGUUUAGAGCAGACAGUGCUGCAUAGUCUUCUUGGCUCGGCGCCUUCUCCUGAUAAUAAAGUAAGAAAUUGUUCGCCCUAUCCUUUAUUCAAAAGAAAAUCAGUAACUUCCUCACCAUCGUAUUCCAUCCAGUUGUAAUUCUCUGCAGGGCAAUUUGUAGCGUUAAAUGACAUCUCUAUGAGAAAUUUUGAAAUAAUUCUCCCUGUACAAUAGUAUUUAAAAAUAAAAUUAUUUAAUUAA